UACAAUUCAUUACUUUUGCAUUGUAGAGAAAGAGAGAAAAGAGAGAGAGGAGAAUGGAAGUUUUGAGAGGCGAAGGUGUGUUGAUCAAACCCUGGGCGGGUAAAGAUCAUCUUGAGCUUGUUGAACUAAGUAAUUUUGAUUUAAUUAUACACCCAAUGUACGUGAAUCUGGUGUAUGUUUUUGAAGCUCCCACCCUGAGCUCAGAAGUGUUGAAAGGAAGGACAAGGCAAAGUUCUGUCAGAGUUCAGAGAAUGGGCAGGGAGAUACAUGAAAGAUACACCAAGUGGGUGCCUUGGCAUCAAUCUGAAUGAGGAAGGUGUGCUUGUGAUAGAAGUCAAAGCAGAUGGAACAAUAGCAGAUGCAAUGCCUUUCGAUCCCUCUUCAUUCCUCCUUGAGUUGGUGCCACUCACAUCCACCCUGGUUAAUGAGCUCUUACUCCUUCAGGUAUUCCUUAAGUUUACUCGAUUUACUUGUGGAGGGUUGGUGAUAGGCCUAUCUCGUCAUCGUCAUAUUGCAGACGGAAAAGAAGCUACUUUUUUCAUGAAUUCGUGGAGAAAAAUUGUUAGAGGAGAGAGUAUUUCACCUCCAGUACAUGAACGAUCUCUACUAAAAGCAAGAGAUCCUCCCCAACCAUGUUUUCAUCAUCAUGAAUCUAUUACUGUAUGCCAUGAGCACUCUCCAAUAAUGUCCACUCUAACCGCCAAAAAGUUUCAUUUUGAUGCAAUGUUUUUAUAGAAACUCAAGUCAAAGGUAAAUGGAUCUGAUCCAUCAAAAAAACCAUAUACUACUUAUGAAAUCCUUGUUGCCCAUAUGUGUAAAUGCAUUACAAAAGCUCGAGGCCUUGAUGGGGAUGUAAAAACAAAUGCUAGCAUUCCUGUGGGUGGAAGAAGAAGGUUGAAUCCUCCCUUGCGUUAAGAAUAAUUUGGUAGUGUUUUCUAUAAAUCAUGCGGUCAAUCCAUUGCAUCAGAGAUCAUAAAUGGGUCUUUAGAGAUCAGUUACCAAGGUUGAUGAUAAUUUUAUACAUUCAGCGAUCGAUUUUUUUGAGCUAAGGAAAUCAAUCUUAGGGCCACCAAGCCGUAAUGAUAGAACUGAUGUGCUACCAGUAAGUUGGAGGGAAUUUCCUAUGCAUAAUUUCCAUUUUGGAAUGGGUGGCCCAGUGUAUGUAGGUCCUUCGUUAAUACUCAUGGAAGGACUUAUUAUUUUGUAUGAUUCAUUCGGUAAACCUGGAGGCGUAGAAGUCAUGGUUUGCUUGUCAAAAUCACAUAUGAAUGUACUUGAACAUAAUUGGUUUCAAGUUUGAUUAUAUUUCUCUUCUAAAUAUGUUAGGUCAUGCUUAAUUGGUUUAAGUAUUGGCUUUUUAAUGUGGAUAGCCUAGUUCAAUUUUUAAUGGGAUAU
Molecule: messenger RNA, 1395 nt
Organism: Cryptomeria japonica (Japanese cedar)
Lineage: Eukaryota; Viridiplantae; Streptophyta; Pinopsida; Cupressales; Cupressaceae
Product: shikimate O-hydroxycinnamoyltransferase-like
Exons: 2
Coding region: 268-735 (155 amino acids)
Molecular function (GO): acyltransferase activity, transferring groups other than amino-acyl groups
Source: RefSeq, a predicted model, not a curated record